GCCCUCCUGCCCUCACUUGAGUGAGGGAGAGAGAGAGGAGGGGGAGGUUGCGCGUUCUGUGUGAGCCUCGAGGAUGCACGCUUGUCGCAUCACUCGGACAGCGAUGGUGGUUUGCUCAAUUGCACAUGUUCCCACCUCAUAGCUGAGCCCAUCACAUCUCACAAUUUCGGCAAUUUUUGUAUUCUUCUCCCCCCUGCCUGGCUGGCUGGUGGGAUUUUUGGGGUCCCUGGCCCAGGGUGUGGCCGAGUAAUCGUAGUAGGUGGGUGUGUGAGAAGGGGAUCUUAGAAAAUUAGGCGACGAGGGCAGGAAUUGCCGUGCCAUUUCGAGGAUUGAGGUCUCCAUGGAGGACAUCGAGGAUAUGAUCGGGGAUUUCGGUGGUGCGCCGCUGGGACUGCACUUACCCAAGACCGAUUCCACGUCCGGCUCGGGUCGUCGCAACGGCACCAAUGCUGUGACCAUCAAGCCGCGGCGUAGAAUUUCGGCGCAUUCGGGCGGCGUGCGGGAUGCUGCAUCGAACUCAUUAACGUGUGUGGACACCGCCGGCGAGACGACGUCCGCUCCGGAUAAAGUGCCCGGAACGGAGACAGUCUACUUGAAAACUUUUGGCUGUUCACACAAUCAGAGUGACAGCGAGUACAUGGCUGGGCAGUUGUCAGAUUAUGGAUAUAGUGUCACGGAUGCUCCCGACGGUGCUGACCUGUGGCUUAUCAACACCUGCACGGUCAAGAACCCAAGUCAAUCAGCUAUGGAGAACCUCAUUCGCAAAGGUAAAGACGCCGGGAAACCACUUGUAGUAGCGGGCUGUGUUCCUCAAGGUGACAAAAACCUGAAAGACCUAGAAGGAGUCAGUGUGGUGGGGGUUCAACAAAUUGAUAGAGUUGUUGAAGUUGUAGAAGAGACACUCAAGGGCCAUGAGGUUCGACUACUUCGACGCAGUUCUCUCCCUUCUCUUGAUCUUCCCAAAGUUAGAAAGAAUAAGUUUGUGGAGAUAGUGCCUAUCAACGUGGGUUGUCUCGGUGCAUGUACUUACUGUAAGACCAAGCAUGCACGUGGACAUCUUGGGAGCUAUCCUUUGGCAUCGUUGGUGGAUAGGGUGAAGGGAGUGGUUGCCGAAGGUGUGAAGGAGAUAUGGCUCAGUAGUGAAGAUACUGGCGCUUAUGGAAUAGAUUUGGGAACGGAUUUGCCAACACUUCUCAAUGCAUUGGUGGAUGUUCUUCCUAAAGACCGUAGCUGCAUGCUGCGGAUUGGCAUGACUAAUCCACCUUACAUUUUGAAACAUCUUGAGAGCAUUGCUGCCAUUUUGAAUCAUCCAUGCGUUUACUCAUUCCUUCAUGUCCCUGUGCAGUCUGGCAGUGACAAUGUCUUGUGUGCAAUGAAUCGAGAAUACACAGUUAGUGAUUUCAAGAAAGUAGCAGACACUUUGCUGCGUCUUGUGCCAGACUUGCACCUCGCAACUGACAUCAUAUGUGGAUUUCCUGGAGAAACUUCUGAGGACUUUGAAGCUACAAUGGCAUUAGUAAAAGAAUAUAAAUUUUCUCAAUUGCAUAUAUCUCAGUUCUAUCCUCGCCCAGGUACCCCAGCUGCAAGGAUGAAACGAGUUCCUACGGCAGAAGUAAAGAAGAGGAGUCGUGAACUCACUACACUCUUUGAAUCCUUCAACCCUUAUUCAGGGAUGGAGGGCAAAGAGCAAAGAGUGUGGGUGACUGAUGUAGCUUCUGACGGGGUUCAUCUUGUUGGGCAUAACAAAUCCUAUGUCCAAGUUCUACUACCUGAGGCAGAAGGACUUAUGGGCAGCAGCGUUGAUGUAAAGAUCAUCUCUGUGAAUAGGUGGUCAGUUAUGGGUGAGGUCCUUAAGCCUGCCAAACCCAUCAAGCAAAAGAGAACAUAUUCCUUGUCCUCCUUGCUCAGAGCCAGUAGCAUGCCGGUGAAGCCGACAACUGCGAAGAGAGAGGUGAAACCUGCAAUUGUGGAGAGAGCGUGCGCAUCGGGAGAUGAGCCUUGUUCUUGCUCAUCGAUUGCCAAGGAUAGCCCAAAAUUUGAAGGAAGAAGUGAGGUUACCGACUCUUGUGCUUGUGGCACUGAAAGUUGUUCAAGCAACCAGAAAGAUGAUAAAGAGGACGCGUACAACAUCUUUGCUGAGGUUUGCAGUUUGUUUGAUAAAAAUGGCAUCAAGUUGGACAGUUUGGAACGUAAUCGGUCCCUUGAGAAGCACAAAGCAAAGUUUAUACUUGGUGAGGAUGAUGGUGGAACAGUCGACAUAAUUCAGGAUACAGAAACUGUGAGGUCAGCGAGGUUUGAUUGGUUGCUCAUAACAGGGCUGGUUUUUGGGCUAACUGGAAUCCUUUCGGGUCUUUUUUACAUGGGGCUCUCUAGUGGUAGCUAGGUCUCUCAUUAUGAAAGCAGGAUGUAGCGGUUCAUUCAAGCUUAAAUAGUUCAUUGAAUGAUGUCUCUCAGGACUGUGUUUAGGAUGCAAGGUGAUACAAGUUAUGUAGGAUGGAUUGGACAUUUUGAACAAUGACAUAUAGCUCAUGUCAGCAUAGAAUUAUUUCACCAAAGAUGACACUCCCCACAGUUUUGCAUUGGCAAUUGGAUUCUUUGACGGAAAGAAUAGAUCGUGUCGAUUUUUUCUGUGGAGAACUUGUAUUCUUCAAGGAUAGUCCUGAAAGUGAGUGACCAGAAUUCUGAUAUUCCAAUUAGUGGAUCCUGAACAGAAAAGAAAUAAUCGUACUUCAACUUUUUAGUCUUCAAUUCAUUUGAGUUGGUGUCAUUGCUCUUAAA
Molecule: messenger RNA, 2778 nt
Organism: Physcomitrium patens
Lineage: Eukaryota; Viridiplantae; Streptophyta; Bryopsida; Funariales; Funariaceae
Biological process (GO): tRNA methylthiolation
Cellular component (GO): endoplasmic reticulum
Molecular function (GO): tRNA (N(6)-L-threonylcarbamoyladenosine(37)-C(2))-methylthiotransferase activity; 4 iron, 4 sulfur cluster binding
Source: RefSeq, a predicted model, not a curated record